GGAAGGAUUUGAAAUUCGUGGCGUGCUCAUCAUAAUAAGCAUUUGGUUUUGUGACUUACCGCUGUCGUCCAUGAGAAAGGUAAAAUGAUGAGCAACAUUGAGCCAGGUGAGCUUCAGUGUACCGUGGCAGUGGAACGCUUGAAUGCAGCGGGUCAAGCAAUCAAACGACAGCACAUCCGCAAAGCCACUGUCAUUUUAGGCCGUAACGAGUUUCAGGAAAUCGUUAUGCGUGUCCACGACGGCAAAGCUCCUCAAAACUUCAUGCUGCGUGAUUUCCAGCUUUUUACACGCUUUGCGAAGGACGGUAAAUGUACGGUUAAAUUUGCACCGGAGAACACGCAGGUUCUGAUCUCGGACUGUCCGCCAGAUCGUUUGAAGAUGUUCUUGAAGACACUCAGCAUCAAACACCAGGCAUCCCAAAGCAGCAAGCCUAUGAGUGAUAGAGCUAAAAUACGAGCUGGUCUUCCUCGCGCCUUUGAGACCAUCAGUCCUCUCCAGCUGAAGGAUGUACAGAAAGCAAACGAACUGAGGAGUAAAGUGAAUGCCCCAGUCCAACUCAAAGGACCUGCAGAAAGAUCCGUCAAUAGAAUCCUUGGUGAAAGGCAACAAGUAAAAAGGCCCAGACCUGAUUGUGAUUCUAGUCCGGUUAAAGCACUUCACCCCAAUAAAAAGCCUGCCUUGGUUCUACCUGUGGCACAAAAGCUAAGCAGAGAACAAACUGCAGUUCUGAAUGCAGUCUUGGGUGGCAAGAAUGUGUUUUUCACAGGCAGUGCAGGUACAGGAAAGUCUUUCCUGCUGAAGAGAAUUGUGGGCUCUCUGCCUCCCAAAAGCACUUAUGCAACAGCGAGUACUGGUGUAGCAGCUUGCCACAUUGGAGGGACCACACUGCACAAUUUUGCAGGUAUUGGUUCUGGCUCUGCAUCUCUUGAACAGUGUCUUGAACUUGCGCAACGUCCUGGAGUGUUGCAGCACUGGACAACUUGUAAACAUCUCAUUAUUGAUGAGAUUUCAAUGGUUGAGGCUGAGUUCUUUGACAAACUGGAAGCUAUAGCCAGAUCCAUCAGAAGAUCAACUGAGCCCUUUGGAGGGAUUCAACUGAUAGUGUGUGGAGACUUUCUUCAACUUCCACCUGUAACAAAAGGGAAGGACAAACCUAAUUUUUGUUUUCAGUCUAGAAGCUGGAGGAAGUGUAUCCAUAUGAACAUGGAGCUGACCGAGGUGCGCAGACAAACAGACAAGACCUUCAUCUCUCUCCUGCAGGCUGUGAGAGUGGGCAGAGUCACAGAGGAAGUAACUGCACAGCUACUGAAAAGUGCCUAUCACGGCAUCGAGAGGGAUGGUAUCCUAGCAACCAGGCUGUGCACACACAAGGAUGACGUAGAGCUUACUAAUGAGAAUAAACUCAAACAGUUACCAGGGCCUGUUCGAGUGUUUGAGGCUGUGGACAGUGACCCUAUGCUGGUUCAAACCAUUGACUCUCAGAGUCCAGUAGGUCGGUUGUUACAGCUUAAAGUGGGUGCUCAGGUCAUGCUCACUAAAAACCUGGAUGUCCAAAGAGGUCUUGUGAACGGAGCAAGAGGUGUUGUCGUUGACUUCCUGCCAGGCAGUCAAGGUCUUCCACGAGUGCGAUUCCUCUGCGGAGCUGUCGAGGUAAUGAAGAGAGAGCGUUGGAUGUUUAAAGCUUCAGGGGGGCUUUACCUUAGCCGGCAACAGCUGCCACUCAAACUAGCUUGGGCCAUUUCAAUCCACAAGAGUCAGGGCAUGACUCUGGAUUGCGUGGAGAUUUCCCUGGCACGUGUGUUUGAAAGCGGACAGGCAUACGUUGCACUUUCACGGGCUCGCAGUCUGGAGGGCUUGCGUGUGAUGGACUUUGAUCCACGAGUGGUGCAGGCCAACCAGGAUGUGCUGAUCUUUUAUAAGAAACUGAGGAAGGAGAGGCUCCUUUUGCAGUCCUCAAUGAAUACGUUUGUUGGACAUCACAAUAAGGAGAAUGAUCCUUGGUGAGGAGACAUUGGGGUCCAGUUUUUAUUUGCACUGUGUGCAUGUAUGUAUCAGGAACAUUUGAAAGUUUUUUUUUGUGUAUUUCCUUUCAUAAAUCACGAUUUACCUGCAUGUUUACAUUUUUCAUUUGUUCCAAUUAAUGUAUUUAUUUUUGAAAGAUGCCUAAACCAUGU
This is a messenger RNA of Paramisgurnus dabryanus, 2174 nucleotides long. It is a transcript of the gene pif1, whose product is annotated as PIF1 5'-to-3' DNA helicase homolog (S. cerevisiae). The record is from RefSeq and is a predicted model, not a curated record. Gene Ontology annotation, biological process: telomere maintenance; DNA repair. Lineage: Eukaryota; Metazoa; Chordata; Actinopteri; Cypriniformes; Cobitidae. Gene Ontology annotation, molecular function: DNA helicase activity; ATP hydrolysis activity.